AUGUGCAUUUUUAUCGCUGUUAUUGGAAAACGAUUUGGUGAUGCUGGCCUUCGUGAUAUAAUUGUGGAAUCAACUCUUCUUGGAGAAAGCUCUGUUGAUCAAAUGUUCAGAGGGAAACACUACAAUAACGCCAUGAGAGUUCUGAAGUAUUUGUAUGAUGCAAUGAAGAGGCAUAUGAUUGAAAGCUUUGAGCAGUCUGUUCACAAUGGCCAUUUAGAGAGAAGUUAUAAAGAUUUUAUCGAGUCAGCAGGGCUUCAAAAGCUUAUUUCCUCGCCAUCUAAAGAAUCGCUGGAAACCUUUCGUGAUGAUCACCAGGAUGUGAUUAGCCAUAUCCACGCAUAUGAAAAUUCUCUUUUGGCUGGUUCCCUAGGUCCAACUGCAAGUGUUUGGUCAUCAUUUUUGCAAAUGGUACAAAUUCUGCUUGAUUUUGCCAAAUCGAUAAAACUCGGUGACUGGAAACUGCAUCUUCAAUCAACUGAGAACAUGUUGCCGUGGAUGUUUGCCUACGAUCGACCUAACUACGCUCGCUUUCUGACCUACUAUCUAGUUUCUAUGAAGAAAUUGCCAGAAACGCAUCUGCACAUCCACCAACAGUUUGAAGCAGGGCAUUUCUCUGUUCGAAGACAACAAGGUAAAUUCAACAAAAUACCAUCGGAUCAAGCAAUUGAGCAGACUAUCAACAGGCAGCAGAAGUGUGCUGGUGGUAUUAUUGGUUUUAGCACGUCGGAAGGUACCGUGCAAAGAUGGGCUCUGACAAGCCAUGUUGCUGCUAAAUGCCAGUCUCAUGUGGAAGAAUUUUUUGGGAUGUCUGAUGAUAGAUGCGUGACGAAAGAUUUAGCUACGAAAAGGAUCUUAUACGACGAAGAAUGUGUUAUUCGAAGCUAUGACCUCGUCAAAGAGUGGGGAACACCAUUUAAAGAAAACAACCGAUUGAUACACCUUAGUUCUGGUUUGGAGUGCAGCGCGCAGGUAGAAAACGACAUGGUAAAUGCAGAAGCGAGAGGAAAGGAGGCAUUUGUAAAUUUUAUUGAGAAGCGCAUAGAGUCCAACGACGAAGAUUUGUACAUCGCAAUCCCCAAAAUGAAGUUAAAUACCUUUGCAUCAAUGAAGGCGAAGAAGUCAUGCUCCGUAAAAGAACGAAGUGUAACGCUGAAAGCUGAUAGAGAUAUCUUUGCACGAUUGUUGGUAAUAUGCGGAAAGCGAGAAAUUACGUUAAAGGAGGUACUUGCAUAUUCGUUAGGCCCUAUUCCUUGGUCGUUAGCCACAUUGGAUGGGAAUGUGUCGAAGACAGUCAAAUCAAAGUUGUUGGACGCCAUUGAAAACACAGUUGAUGAUCCAACCGUAGAUGCGCUUCCAAAUAAUUGUGUACGAGUGUUUGAUGGUAUGGUCAUCAUCCAACAAUUGGGCUCGUUAUGUUUGGCGACAUUUGGUGAAAUUUCUGAGUACGUGCUAAAAAGAAUUACGUCGCAUUCGUCGAAAGUGAUUUAUUUUGUCACCGACCAAUAUUAUGAUGAUUCUUUGAAAGGCUGCGAGCGAAAACGACGAGCAUCUGCUGGAAGUAUUCGCAUACAGUUAACCAGGCGAGAUCAGAAGCCGCCGAAACAAUUUAAAAAGUAUCUAAGUGAUGGUUGCAAUAAAGUGGAUCUUGUCAAGUUUUUCCUUGCAGACUGGUCGGAUCCUGAUCGUUUCAAAACCAUGAUAGCAAAUCGAAUUAUAUUGGUGACAGUGGCAAGCGUAGCAUAUCGGCUGCAAGUAACGUCCGAUAAAGUUACAUCAACACCAGAAGAAGCUUUACACUCCAAACAAGAAGAAGCAGAUACAAAGAUGUUUCUUAGUUGCCAACAUGCCGUUCAACAAUUCUCGUGCGAAAAUAUCUGCAUUUCCACGGUCGACAGCGAUGUUGGUGUUCUUGCUAUUUAUUAUAAAGAUCGACUCCAUUGUGACCUAUUUGUAGAAAUUGGUUCAAAAAGCAAGAAACGAAUUCUAUCGGUUUCCAAGAUUUUCGACAACAUUGGAAAAGAGAUGUCCGAUGCUCUUCCUGCAUUGCAUGCAAUAAGUGGCUGCGAUUUCACAAGUGCAUUUUAUGGAAUUGGAAAGCAAAAGAUGUACAAGAUCGCAAAGAGCUCUGAUAGUUUCAAGGAUGUCCUGUCGAAGAUGGGAGACAGUGCUGAUUUCGAUUUAGAUCUAUUUCCUGCUGUUCAAAAAAUGAUUGCAGAAUGUUAUGGUAUUAAAGGUUGUGAUAGUAUAAAUGAUGCACGUUACAGAAAAUUUUGUUCGAAAGCUAAAGUACCUGACCCACAACAACUGCCACCAACUCAAGACGAAUUACUUCUUCACUGCCAGCGGGCCAAUUACGUUGCCAAAAUUUGGAAGUCUGCGUUAAUAGCUGAUAUUGAUCUUCCACACCCAGCAGGAUAUGGAUGGCGUGAAGUUAAUGGCUUAUUAGAAAUAAAGUGGAUGAGCCAAAAACCAGCACCAGAUUCUUUACUAGAGUUUCUAGCCUGUGGUUGCAAAAAGUCAGGAUGUCAAAACAACAGGUGCCUUUGCGCUAGGAAUGGACUAAGCUGCACAGACUUGUGUGAUUGUUCUACAUGCACAAAUACUACACCAGAUGAGGAUGAUGUCAAUACUCGUUUUGAACUAGAUGAGGAAAUAGAUGACUAG
Messenger RNA from Paramuricea clavata, 2664 nucleotides. The record is from the annotation of a GenBank genome assembly. Lineage: Eukaryota; Metazoa; Cnidaria; Anthozoa; Malacalcyonacea; Plexauridae.